AUGUGUAGAGAGCGGCUGAUUAGGCGCAGGCUGCGAGCACUUGGCGUGAUACCUCCGCAAGACCUGAGCGCGCACUUCCAGGCGCUGGUACUCAAGCUGGAAGAGGAGCACAUACGUCAUUAUGCGAUAUCGGAGCGCCGGGCACUAAAGGAGGCAGACUCCAAGGCAUUCGUGACGGCCUUGCUUAAGUACUGCGAUGCCGUUGGCAUUGAAAUAGACGAUUCCUUGCUGAAGAAAGGUGAAUUAACCGAGGAAGGCGUGACUUCAGUGCUGGACGGACUUACGUUGGCAGCACUGGAAGAGGAGUAUACCGACCUAGUCUCAGAUGCACAAUUACACGUUCCAGCGACUCAAAGCAGCGGGGAUAGCGAUAACGGAUGCUUGCCAGCGCUGCUAGACAAGGUCAAUAAUCUCCUGGAGCUACUUGGCAUACCCGCACUGCAACAGGACGCCCCAGUAGAGGAGAUUCGUUCCGCCGUUUUGUUGCUUCUACGGCUGCAUGCCAACGCACGUCACGAUAGGAAUGAAAAGUCUACUAAAUUAAACACCGUCCACAUGAACCUUGCCGAUAUACCAUGUGGAAUUCGUUCCGACAGCCCCGUUGUUACCAAGGCUGCCAGGGUUCUGCGCACGUUGCACUGGUUUCAAAUAUUUGCAGCGCAAGAGUUGUGCAAACUGCAGGCAGACAUCAUCUGGCUAUCCGAGCGUUUCCAGGAGCUUACGGCAAAUCCAGUCGCGAAUUCCCACGCGCGGUGA
This is a messenger RNA of Babesia ovata, 756 nucleotides long. RefSeq lists its product as uncharacterized. Gene Ontology annotation, cellular component: tRNA-splicing ligase complex. The coding region runs from base 1 to 756 and encodes 251 amino acids. Lineage: Eukaryota; Apicomplexa; Aconoidasida; Piroplasmida; Babesiidae. The record is from RefSeq and is a predicted model, not a curated record. The transcript has 4 exons. Gene Ontology annotation, biological process: tRNA splicing, via endonucleolytic cleavage and ligation. Gene Ontology annotation, molecular function: RNA binding.